This is a messenger RNA of Aphanomyces astaci, 1641 nucleotides long. RefSeq lists its product as hypothetical. Bases 59 to 1504 code for a protein of 481 amino acids. Gene Ontology annotation, biological process: proteolysis. Gene Ontology annotation, molecular function: serine-type carboxypeptidase activity. The transcript has a single exon. NCBI's taxonomy places the organism in Eukaryota, Oomycota, Saprolegniomycetes, Saprolegniales, Verrucalvaceae. The record is from RefSeq and is a predicted model, not a curated record.
CUCGUUUACUCUUUCAGAGGAAGUCACUUCACCAUUUCUCCUGGACUGCGAUAUCGCCAUGAGCUCUGAGAAAACCCCGCUCUUCCACGUUGUGACCAAGCCUCGCAAAGCCAAGGCCAGCUCGAAAUUGGUGCUGUAUGCCGUUGGGGUCCUCGGUGCGUUGGCGACUGUCGGCACGAUCUUAACCAGUCAUCAAUCGUCGACUGCACUCGUGGCUCCAGUGUCCAACUUGGCGGUGGUGAACAACUCUGUGUUUUGCGACGUCACCAAGCAGCAGUCUGGGUACAUCAAACUGCCGCACAAGGUGGACGACAAGUACUUUUACUGGUUCUUCGAGUCGCGUUCGAACCCCGAGACGGACCCGCUGGUGCUGUGGCUCACGGGUGGUCCUGGAUCGUCGUCCAUUUUCGCGCUCUUGACUGAAAACGGCCCUUGCACUAUCGACGCCGACUUGAACACGGUGCGAAAUCCGCAUUCCUGGACCAACCAUGCCAACGUGAUUUGGCUGGACCAGCCCACGGGUGUGGGUUUCUCGGUCGGCGAUGACAAGGACGACGACCACAACGAAGAGGAUGUGGGGCGCAACAUCUACGGCUUCCUCCAAGGGUUUCUGAAGAAGAACCCCAAGUUCAAGUCCCAUCCGUUCUUCAUCACAGGCGAAAGCUACGGGGGCCACUACGUGCCGUCCGCCGCCCACUACAUUUUGAACCAAUCGCCCGAUAACGAUGACGUGCAUAUCAACUUGAAGGGCAUUUCCGUGGGCAAUGGGCUCACAGACACCGUGACUCAAAUUCCGUACACUGCCGAUAUGGUCGACAACGCGUACAACAUCACGUUGGUGCCCCCGGCCGAUGUUCCUGCGUUGAAAGAAGCGGCCAAAGCGGUAGGGAAACUAGUUGAGGCAUGCCAGUCGCCUGUAAACGAAACCCAAACGUGCCUUCGAGCCGUGGAAGCAUGGAGCGAGCUUGCAAUCGAUCCAUUGACCAGGGACUCCAAGCGCAACCGGUACGACAUCCGCGAAGACUGUACGAACGGCUGCAUCGACCGUAUGAAGAACGUCCUCGCGUUUCUGAAUUCGCCCGCCGUCCAAGCCAAGCUCCACGUCAACAAGACUUGGGCGUUAGCGUCCCGCCGAGUGUCCCAGGACUUUUCCGUCGACUUUAUGAAGAACUACGUGCAGGUCGUGCCCGGGUUGCUGGCGGGGGGCGUCCGGGUCCUCAUCUACGCAGGAGACGCCGACCUCAUGUGCAACUGGAUCGGCAACGAAGCGUGGACCAAAAAGCUCGACUGGCCCGGCAAAGCUAGUUUCAAUGCCGCUCAAGUCAAACCGCUCACAGUCAACGGCAAGAACGGCGGCCAAGUCCGAUCCAGCCGAAACUUGAGCUUUGUCCGCGUGUACAACGCCGGUCACAUGGUGCCCACCGACCAACCGGAAGUGUCGCUCGCACUCAUCAACCGAUUUUUCAACCAUUUUCCCUUGGACAAGGAACACCCAAGCGUCUAAAUCUGGGCGAUUUGGGCAAGAAAUAUGCAUCGUAGUCGUGUUGUACAUUGAAGUAGUUUGGUUUCCAAUGGCGUUCCAUGCCACCAAGUUUCAACGUAAUAUCAUGUUGCUUUGGACUGUGUCCAGUGUGUAGGCCA